GAAACAUCCGGAUGAAACCAGAUGAAAAAGCCCUUCAGCAAUACUCCUAAACAAGCUGGGGCUACUGAACUCAGGAACACAGCGAGAAGUUAUAUUUGAAAUAUGGCUCACAGUGACUUCCUCUACCCAGAUAACCCAAGGAGAAGGCAAGAAGUCAACCGUCUUCACCAGCAGCUUCUUGACUGCUUAUCUGAUAGCUUCAACGCCACCAAUAAGCUCAUUGGGGUUUUAAACACGCACUUGCGGUGCGGCCUGGCCUCCAUUGAGAUGAAAAGAGAUGGGACCAUCAAGGAAAACUGUGAUAUCAUCAUCCAAGCCAUGAUGGAAAUCCAAAAAGAAUUGCAAAAGGUUGAUGAAGCACUGAAAGAUAAACUAGAGCCAACCCUUUACAGAAAACUUCAGGAUAUUAAAGAAAGGGAAACAGAGAAAAUUGCAAUAGUACAAAAGGUCAUUUCAGUCAUCCUGGGAGAAGCUACUUCUGCAGCCAGUGCAGUGGCUGUCAAACUUGUGGGCUCAAAUGUCACAACUGGCAUAAUUAACAAGUUGGUCACCGUGUUAGCUCAAAUUGGCGCUUCUCUCCUUGGUAGUAUAGGGGUUGCUGUUCUUGGCCUUGGCAUAGAUAUGAUUUUCCGUGCUAUCCUGGGAGCAGUGGAGAAAACACAGCUUCAAGCAGCCAUUAAAAGUUAUGAGAAGCAUCUGGUGGAAUUCAAGUCAGCUUCAGAAAAAUAUCAUCAUGCCAUUACCGAAGUCACCAACAUAGUGAAACACCAAAUGAAAUAAACAGCCACUGUGCCACUUCUGCUUCUCAA
This is a messenger RNA of Prionailurus viverrinus (fishing cat), 809 nucleotides long. It is a transcript of the gene SMCO3, whose product is annotated as single-pass membrane protein with coiled-coil domains 3. Bases 103 to 780 code for a protein of 225 amino acids. NCBI's taxonomy places the organism in Eukaryota, Metazoa, Chordata, Mammalia, Carnivora, Felidae. The transcript is spliced from 2 exons. The record is from RefSeq and is a predicted model, not a curated record.